Messenger RNA from Drosophila nasuta, 2092 nucleotides. It is a transcript of the gene Nepl9, whose product is annotated as Neprilysin-like 9. The coding region runs from base 52 to 1977 and encodes 641 amino acids. Lineage: Eukaryota; Metazoa; Arthropoda; Insecta; Diptera; Drosophilidae. Gene Ontology annotation, molecular function: metalloendopeptidase activity. Gene Ontology annotation, biological process: proteolysis. The record is from RefSeq and is a predicted model, not a curated record. Gene Ontology annotation, cellular component: plasma membrane. The transcript has a single exon.
UGUGUGUGUGGGAAUUGAGCGCAGUUGACGCGGAACAAAACAAACGAGCGGAUGAGCAAAAUGCGCUGGCAAUGGCAGCUGCCAAUGCUCUGCUUAUUAAUCAUCAAACCGCGUAGUUUGAGCAGUGAGGAAACCGCGGAAUCGGGUCGCUUCUUCACCGAGAUCUACAAACGCAAUCUCAAGCAAAUUGUGGAGCUGCGCAAUGCAACAAUCGAGCCCUGUGACGAUUUCUAUGCUCAUGCCUGCGGCAACUUUGGCCACUUGGCAGCAGCUGAGGAGCCUGAGGAUGCGCUGCCUCCGCUGCUGUACAACAAACAGGAUCGCAUGGAGUUCUUUAUGGCGCAGCAUGUGAACUUCAAAACGUUGCCUGGGAAGGCGCUCUCCCAGCUCUACACGCAGUGCAAGCAGCGAAGAGAGCAGCACGUCUUUCGUCCUGCGUCACGCAUCUCUCAUUGGCAGCGUAUUGUGCACCAGCUGCCGAUGAUGGCGCCGUAUAAGCAAGCGCUCUCCUUUUGGCCUUUUUUGCCCUAUCAAUGGCAGCAGCUGCGGCUGGACGAGCAGCUCAAUUGGGUGCAACUUUCUGCACAGCUGGCGGCACAUGGUGUGCCCACCUUGUUGCAUAUUUACUUUGCCCAGGAGACUAUCUAUGUGGCAUCCAUAAACAAUCUGCCGUGCCCUAGUUUACAGGGCUUUCGUCGGAGUCUGGCCAGCGUGUUGCACGGAAGUCAUCCGCAAGUGUCGCGCAUUUUGGCACAUGAGAUGCGCGUCCUGUGCCGCGGCAUGCGUGGCGAGCUGCCCACAACAACCACGACGGAGAGCGCUACCGAAUCUGAGGGAGGAGGACAAGAGCAGUUGACGUUGGAUGGGAAUACCAUGGAUUAUUUUCAGCACUUUUUUACGCAGCUCAACUUCACAGAGGAGAUGCUAAGCGAGGCGCGCAAGUUGCCGCUGGAUGUGGCACGCAUUCGGCAGGCGUGGCAAGUUCUGCGCUACACAGAUCCUCGCAUUAUUGUCAACUAUGUGCUGUGGCAGGUGCAGCAAGAACUUCGCUACGAGGAUUGCUACGUGUUGACACAAGAGUUCGAGCGUCUGUUGCACGUUGAGUACUGGCAGUGGCACGUGUUUCGCUCGCAGCUCAAUCGAAAUGUGGCAUUCGCCAUGUAUCAACUGCACACCACACGCUUCCAGCAGCUGCGUCGCUCCAAGCUGAGUCGUCGCGAUUGGUAUGGUUACAUGCUGCCGCAGGAGGUGGAACGGAAGGAGUUGCAGGUGGCAAGAUUGCUGCAGACGCAUGCGCAGCAUUAUCUCAAUCUCAUCGAACACGAGUUGCACUAUGGUGCAUUGGAGUUACAGCCACGCUCCUUCUACAGCAAUCUGCUGCAGCUGCGGCGAGCGCAAUUGCGUCACAGCUUUGUGUCGCCCUUUGUGGAUCCCGAGGAUGUGCAGCAGCCGGCCUAUUUCUUGCGGCACUUUCUGCACUUUGUGCAGCUUGUGUUGCAGCGUCCCAUGUAUCACUAUUAUGCCACACAGGGAUUGCAACUGUGGCGUCAAUCGCGUCUGCUGGAGGACACCGAUGGCUACUACACUGCCCUGGACUGUUUGCAACGGCAAACGGAGCAGCACUAUGAUCUCGAGCUGCAAGACAUUUAUCGUCCUCUGGCCUCGCAUGAGGUGGAUGAUGUCUUCAAGUUCUAUCGCUCGUUUCAGGCGGCGUUGCGGGAUUAUCACUUUUGGCUGGAGGGCGAGAGUUUCCUCUUUGCCGAGCAGUUUGUCCUGCAGUUCUUUGGCCUCGACGAGCAUCGUGUUCUCUUCUAUGCGGUGGCACAGCAAAUGUGCAAUCGCCAGGAUGAGAUCUUUGCCGCCCAGCUGAAUCGCGGCUAUAUGAAUCUGCCAGAGUUCCAGGCUGCCUUCAACUGCUCAGCGGAUGCGGCUAUGAAUCCAGCUGCCAAGUGUAUGAUUAACCAGUGUGAAAAAUGAGAUGAUAUAUUCAUAUUUAUUUUGUAAAUAUAUUUAUACAUUUAUAUAGGUAAAUUUUAAUUCAGUUUAUUUCUCAGAGAAUAAAUAAUUUAUUGAAUAAGGUUAUUUAAUAAAG